UUGCAGCAGCCUGUUUUCGCCAAGUUGAACGCGCUCAUCUCGUAUCUCGGAAAGUCGGUUGUUUUCGAACAAAAGUAGUGUCUAAUCGGGAAGGGUAUCCCUCAUAGGAUGUAAUCUUCGGUUAACCGGAAGUAACGGAACGUCGUUGUUGGUACCGGAAAAGAAGUGGAUUCAUUUUCGAUGUGAUUGGGAGCUGUGUUUUUUUCUGGCAAAGCCAGUGUGAAAAAAGUGAAACGCGUUUUCAAAAAGAAAGCAGCAGCGGCAGCUAAUAAUACAAGCUAUACAGCAGAAUAUAGGAAAAAUAAAAAAAAAAACGGUUCCCCUCUCUUAAACCCCGCGCGCCCUGAAGCAAACCCUGCUACGUUAAGGUAAGGCCAGGGAGAGAUCGAUGUUGAUACGUUUCAGCGGUUCGGCAUCGAAAACUUGGGAACGUGUGACCAGCAUUUUCAGUGACUAUCUGUGGAAGUUUGUCCAUCGGCCAGCGGCUAUCGAGAUGCCACGAUCCAAGAGGCGCCACCAUUCGCGUUCUAGGUCCCGCUCAUCCGGUGGGUAUCGGGAAAAGCGCCCUAAACGCACCUACGGGGGUGCCGAUUCCGGUAAUGAAUCAGCGGGCCCAGCAACGAUACCAUCUUCGGCGGCCGCGGCUGCAGCUUCAAGUAAUACCAGUGGAAGGCCCAUCUCAGGAGCAGGUUCUAGGCGGUCAAACGUAAGAUCAGCCCAGCUUCGAGGUGUAUUCCACGUCAUCCUCCAGAUAUCAUUCCGGAAAAGCCGGACCUGACUGGAUAAGUCGCCAUUAUGGCGCGGAAGAACGCGAAGCCAAAUUGCCACGAGCCUGGCGAAAAAAGGACUUACCUCAAAAAUUUUUUUAAACAAGGUGAUAUAUUUAAA
Uranotaenia lowii is the source of this 888-nucleotide messenger RNA. RefSeq lists its product as uncharacterized. The record is from RefSeq and is a predicted model, not a curated record. Bases 389 to 778 code for a protein of 129 amino acids. The transcript is spliced from 4 exons. Lineage: Eukaryota; Metazoa; Arthropoda; Insecta; Diptera; Culicidae.